Arvicanthis niloticus (Nile rat) is the source of this 2183-nucleotide messenger RNA. The record is from RefSeq and is a predicted model, not a curated record. Lineage: Eukaryota; Metazoa; Chordata; Mammalia; Rodentia; Muridae.
UUGUCGCCGCGGCCCCAUAGCAAUCUCUCGCGGCCCCGGGCGUCUCCACGAGCUGUGGCACGGGGAUGACGCCGGCCGCCCGCCUCCGGUCGCUGAGGGACAAUCAAUCGAUUAAUUGACAGGCUCGAUCGAUCGGUUGAUUGACAGGCUCCGCGGCGUGCACAGAAAUCGCGUGGGGGCGGAGCCACGCGCGUGAUUGACACUAGGACCCGGCGAUGCGGCGUGUGACACCGCGCGUGUAUGUGUGCACAGCGGCCGCCCUGUGGGCGUGGCUGGCCGCCGUGGCAGUGGCCUCGGCCGGGGGGCGGGGCCCCGGCGCAGAGCUGAGCGGAGGGGCGGUGCUAGGCGCUCGCUGCGCCGCCCGUUGCCUGGGGCUGCACGUGACGUCCCCGGAGGGGCGGGGCCAGGAAGGUGGCGGCAGCGACCCCCUGCUUCAGUGCCAGAACAACACGAGGUGUGCUCAGUGCCUGGCACCAUGUGCGGACCCUGAGGAGGUGAGCCCGCGACCAUGCAGCAGCCUCUGUGAGGCCUCGCCCUCACCCGAGUGCCUGUCGAGCUGUGAGUUCCUGCAGGCAGCGCGAGGGCAGAGGCAGGGCGCAUGCGCAGCGCCAGGCCGGGCCCGGGGCUUUGAGGCCGCAUGUGUGCGGAGCUGCGAGGCCGACAGCGACUGCGGUGGGGGCCGGAAGUGCUGCGGCAAUGGCUGUGGACACACGUGCCAGGCACCCCGUGCGCUCUUCCUAGGCGUGCCCCCAAGGCCCCGGCGUGCCCUGCGCUUCGCUGAGCGCCUGCCCAUGCUGGAGGUCACGUGGUCACCCGGGGUCAGCACUGCCCAGGAGCCUGUGGUGUUCCUGCUGCAGGCGAGGUCUAACCUCGGACCCCACCCCAGUGAGGACGGCGCCUCCGCCUGGGAGACUGCUGCUCAGACCGCCCUCCCACGCGCGCUCCUCCCUGCCCCACGUCCGGGCCGCUGGUUCCAGUUCCGUGUUGCUGCUGUCAAUGCCCGCGGAUCCCGUGGCUUCACCACACCCAGCAGGCACUUCCUGUCCACCCGAGAUCCCGUGGCCCCCCUGGCCCCAGCUGACCUCCGCGUGGUGGGUGAGGUUGUGCACAGCGAUGGCAGUGUGAGCGUGGAGAUCGCGUGGGCCCCGCCUCCUGAGCCCGACAUCCCACCCCGCCACUUCCGGGUCACGUGGGGCAAGGCCAUGGGUGGGGAGAGGCGGAGGAUGACUGUGGAUGCGACCCAGCACUCGGCAGUCCUACCCCGGCUACACCCUGGCAAGUACGAGCUGCAGCUCCAGGCUGUCGCCUUCUGGGGGGAGAAACGGCUUCUGGGCUCCCGGGCAGAGCUGCAGUUCUCAGCUGCAAACCCCGCUCCCGAUGAGGUCACCACGACCUCCAACCUCCUGCUCCCAGACCGCGCCAUCACGGAGGGAUGAUGUCGUCUGGCCCCUCACCAUCCUGACUGAGAGGGACGGGGCGGGUUUUCUCCAGAAGCCCAAACCCACUACCGCCAUCACCCCCUCGGAUGUUUACUGAUGUCAUAAUAAAUGUUAGUGAUGCCACGCCCAUGGAUGACAUCACAUAUGAUGUCACCACCUAUGACAUCGUUCCUGCCCUUCCCCAUGUGCUCAAAUUUAAAUAUGCAAGUGAGACCUUUAAGGAAAAUCCCGAUUUCCAAGUGGCGUCAUCUGGAUACACAAAUGUGGGCAGCUUGGACUUGAAUAAGCAAAUGGAAGUCAAUUAGAUUUUAAUAUGCAAAUGAGGAAGCCACACUAUUUGAAUAUCCAGUGUGAUGUAAUGUUCAAGUCGAGAAGCAGUGUUAAUUUGAGUAUGUAAAUUAGGGAAUCUCAGUCACAUGUCUAGACGGUUAAGUUAUUGUUGAAUCCUGAAAUGGUGCCAUUUUGAAUAUGAAAAUAUGAGCUUCUUUGAUUUGAAUAUGCAAAUUAGCCUCAAUUCAAUGUGUGAAUCCAGGCAUACUCUGAUGUGAAUAUACAAAUUAGGAGCCACCACUAUUUAAAUAUGCAGAGUAUGAUAAUGCUUAAGUCAUGAAGCAGCACUAUUUUGAAUAUGUAAAUACAGGCAUAGUGUGACAUAAAUAUGUAAAUUAGCCCCCUUCAGUGCCACAAAGGUAUCUUGCACAAAGGUAUCAGACGUGUUGAAUAUUAAAAUUUUAUGUAAAUGUG